GAAGUUGCCCUUUCAAGAUCACCUGACUGAAUAUCGAGUACCUCAUCAUCAUCAGUUCAAAGUCAGUUGCACUCUAAGGUGCUUUAACCCUUAGUAAUUUUUAACCAUCAAAGUCAAAAGACCCUGCCUGCCCUGUAAAUCACUAAUUAAAUCUUUGUCAGACCAAAAGAAGAAGAUGAAGUACGAGCAACGAACUGGUGAAGCCAAUUAUGAUUAUCCUUACUCACAUCCUACACCUCAAACAUCAUUACCUAAUCAUUCGCAACCAGAUUGUCAACACAUCUUACCAAUGACAAAUGACCAAGAAGAUGAUACGAAUAGGAACUUAUCAGCUAAACUCAACACCAAUCAAUCUUCAUUACCAUCACCCACAGCAAAUGUUAGCAGAAACUCAUCAACAGAGGAAAAUUCAAAAGAAGAAUCUCAAAAACCAAUUCGACCUAAACUCAUCAAUCCACAUUCAACUUCUCAAACACUUUCAAAUAGUUCUAAUCGAUUUCAACUUUAUCAUCAUUCAUCAACUUAUCAACUCAUAUACAAAUCUUUAUUAAUCUUUCUACUCUUUAUUCAAUCUUUCGUUUUGAUUGGUUUCUUUGCUUCAGUUUAUAUCUCAUUAGAUGGUUUUAUAAAAAUUUCAGAAAGUGUUGAAUAUCGUACCAUCUUAGCUUAUCUCCUCAUCUUCAUCAUCGCCACCAUCUUUUCCGUUUUUAUUGCUAUCGAUUCACUUCUUAGUAAAAACGUCAAUCAACUGAUCGGAUUAUGUCUCUUCAACAUAGCCAUGAGUGUCUAUGGAGCUAUUUUACCAAGACAGAUCAAUCAUACCAUUGAACCAUUAUCACCAGGAAGUCUAUCUGCUGAUCAAUUACAUUCAAUCCAAUGGAGAGUUAUCGUUGUCCCUGCGAUCUCUGGUUUCUGUUCAAUCAUCCUUUUCAUGCUCACCUGGUAUUUCUAUCGCGAAUUCGGGUGGUAUAUGUAUAAACAACUUGGCGCAGAUAUCAAAUUGAGGAAAGCAUUGAGAAUCAAGUAUACAUUUUACAUGUUACAGAAAUUCAACCUCUUCUUUCUCAUUGGAUUCUGUAUACAAACUGUUCUUUACCAUGGCUCCAAUCCAACGGUACAGAAUAUCGUUUUACCAUCAAUUGCAUUGCUAGUGAGCUGCUUCGUAGUCCUCCUUGCUUCCGUUGCGGUUGAGCGCGAGUUAAAGUGGAUCAUGGCACUUUAUUAUCUAGUGUGGACAUUGGCCAUGACCUUUUUAUGUUAUGAAAUUGCGAAGAUCUACCCCAAAGCAACAGAGGCUCACAUUCAACGUAGCUUUAUCCUUUUUGCUUCCUUGACUUUUGUUAUGUUGCUCUCCACCGGGGUCUUCUCUAUCAUUUGUUGCUGUAACUUUGGUAUCGGCCUGAAGGAACGUCGACUUCGAUCUCCUUGGUCAGCGGCAUUGCACAGCAUGAUGAGCAAUGGAAAGGCCCAAGCUGAUUCAAAUAACCCUGACAAUUGCCUUCACCCCGCAAAUUCUCGUCCAAUACUCGAUUAAAAACCUGUAUCAUUCUGCCCGUGCUUUGUUUUUUGUGCAGUUAGAGGAUAUGAUUAAGUCAAUCUAUAUGUAUGCACAAACAUCCCUUUUUUUAAUUUUGUUUGUUUAAUUGUAUCUCUUUCUGGACAUUGGAUUUGUUUGUGUACCUUUCUCUUUUUUUAAAAAUACGAACUUAAUGCCUGGCGCAGUGUAGUAUUGCUUUUGUCCUGUCUCAACGCUUCUUUUUGAUCUUGACACUUGUCAAGAAAUUGAUAACAUUCAUCGUCAGCAGUGUAUAUACCAUACCUCAACCACAAUCUUUAGAAUCCAAACACGAUCUUUGCAAGUGUACAACAUCACAACUAGUCUG
Melampsora larici-populina 98AG31 is the source of this 1883-nucleotide messenger RNA. RefSeq lists its product as uncharacterized. The record is from RefSeq and is a predicted model, not a curated record. Gene Ontology annotation, cellular component: Golgi apparatus. The transcript is spliced from 10 exons. Lineage: Eukaryota; Fungi; Basidiomycota; Pucciniomycetes; Pucciniales; Melampsoraceae. Bases 176 to 1534 code for a protein of 452 amino acids.